Messenger RNA from Acanthosepion pharaonis, 1299 nucleotides. The record is from the annotation of a GenBank genome assembly. Lineage: Eukaryota; Metazoa; Mollusca; Cephalopoda; Sepiida; Sepiidae.
AUGAAUUCACUCUCUCUUUCAUCUAUCUAUCUAUCUAUCUAUCUAUCUAUCUAUCUAUCUAUCUAUCUAUCUGUCUCAGUCCGUAUAUAUAUUUGUUUGCUUAUCUAUCUAUCUAUCUAUCUAUCUAUCUAUCUAUCUAUCUAUCUAUCUCAGUCCGUAUAUAUAUAUUUGUUUGCUUUUCUAUCUAUCUAUCUAUCUAUCUAUCUCAGUCCGUAUAUAUAUUUGUUUGCUUAUCUAUCUAUCUAUCUAUCUAGCUAUCUAGCUAUCUCAGUCAGUAUAUAUAUAUUUGUUUGCUUAUCUAUCUAUCUAUCUAUCUAUCUAUCUAUCUAUCUAUCUAUCUAUCUAUCUAUCUCAGUCCGUAUAUAUAUUUGUUUGCUUAUCUAUCUAUCUAUCUAUCUAUCUAUCUAUCUAUCUAUCUAUCUAUCUAUCUCAGUCCGUAUAUAUAUAUUUGUUUGCUUAUCUAUCUAUCUAUCUAUCUAUCUAUCUAUCUAUCUAUCUAUCUAUUCAUCUCAGUCCGUAUAUAUAUUUGUUUGCUUAUUCUAUCUAUUCAUCUAUCUAUCUAUCUAUCUAUCUAUCUAUCUCACUAUCUAUCUAUCUCAGUCCGUAUAUAUAUUUGUCUGCCUAUCUAUCUAUCUAUCUAUCUAUCUAUCUAUCUAUCUAUCUAUCUAUCUACACAGACAUAUAUACUCUUUGUUUUUAUUCUUUCAUUUUGCUUCAUUAUUUUCUUUACAUUUCAUUCUUCCAUUUCGUUUUUUCUUUAAUUUUACAUUUCUUCUUUCUUUCUUUUUUCUUUCUUUUUUCUUUCUUCCUUUCUUUUCGUUUCUUUUCUUUUCGUUUCUUUUCUUUCUUUCUUUAAUUUUAUAUUCUCUUUCUUUCUUUCUUUCUUUCUUUUCGGUUUUUCUUUCCUUUCUUUCUUUCUGUUCGUUUCUUUCGUUUCUUUCUUUCUUUCUUUCUUUCUUUUCAUUUUCCCUUUCUUUUUUUCGCCAUCUUUCUUUCCUUCAUUCUUUCCUUCCUUCCUUCCUUCCUUCCUUCCUUCCUUCCUUCCUUCCUUCCUCUGGUUUCCUUCCUUCCUUCCUUAACUUCGUACCCAUCUUUCCUUCCUUCCUUCCUUCCUUCCUUCCUUCCUUCCUUCCUUCCUUCCUUCCUUCCUUCCUUCCUUCCUUCCUCUAUUAUUCCAGACAUGUUUUCUCAUCUGCUUGUCUUUUUAUUGUCCCCAUUUUUCCCUUGUUCAAUAUUUCGUUUCCUUACUUUUUUUUCCUUCUCUCCUCAUUAAAAACUGAUAAGGAGCCUCACCAGUAA